Molecule: messenger RNA, 420 nt
Organism: Schistocerca americana (American grasshopper)
Lineage: Eukaryota; Metazoa; Arthropoda; Insecta; Orthoptera; Acrididae
Product: leucine-rich repeat extensin-like protein 3
Exons: 2
Coding region: 1-420 (139 amino acids)
Source: RefSeq, a predicted model, not a curated record
AUGUUGCCCACCCCCAGUGGGACUUUGAGCCCUCCGCCCCCAGUGUCGGCGCCUCCGCCCCCGCGCCGUCCGUCGUCCCCGCGGCGUUUCUUCGCGCGCCUCUACGGCCCAGCGACGCCCGCCCCCACCCACGACGCCACCGCCGAUGCCGGUGCCACCUCCGCCCCCGACGCCGCCCCCGCUCGCGUCACCAGCGCCCUGUCGCUGUCGCUGCCGCAGCAGUUCUCGCGGCCCCCGCCGCCCCCGGGCGCUUUCCUGGCGCUGCCGCCUCCACACGCCGCCUCCGUCCACGGAGUGCCGCCCCCGCUGCCGCCCCUCGACGCAGCUCACUUCCCAGCAGGCUUCUCCGCCUUCCUGUACUGGGCAGAGAACAAGGAAUCUCCGCAGAGUCCACAUCAUGCGAAUCGCUCUAAAAUUUAA